AACCUCUCUCACUCAGGACAUGUCCUUCCAAAGGAAAGGCGUUCUGUUUCCAGCCCACACAGACCUAAACUUUUUCUCAUCACGUGCCUGGUCAGAGCCAGUCGGCAGCCCUGUAAUCCGAUCACCAGCGCCAGCCUCCAGACCCACCCAAGCUGAGCCAGGUGACAACAGGGUUAACCUGCAGAGCUGUAGCUACGCAGCAGCCACAAAACCCAGAAACACCUUGGACUGGACCUGCGGCUUGGAGACAGGCACGCUUGGGAACAACCCCUCUGCAGAGAUGACCGGAGACAUGCAAAGUCCAAGGGGCCAUGAGAAGUCCAACCAGCUCCUACAGGAGGGACACAUCUGGGGCUCCAUGAGGAAGACAGCUCUCAUCCUGGGCUCUGGGUUGCUCCUGUCAGUGGCCUUCUGGAACUCAGUCACAUGGCAUCUUCAAAGAUUUUGGGGAGCUUCCGGCUACUUUUGGCAGACCCAGUGGGAGAAACUGCUGUCUACAUUUGAAGGCAAUGAGUGGAUCCUGUUCAUUGCAGGUGUUGUCCUCGUGCCGGGGCUGUGCUUCUGGGGUUUCAACGGCCUUCUACUGCUGGUGGACACAACGGGAAAGCCCACCUUCAUCUCCCGCUACCGCAUCCAACUUGGCAAGAAUGAGCCGGUAGACCCCGUGAAGCUGCGUCAGUCUAUCCGCACAGUUAUCUUCAACCAGAGCGCCAUCUCUUUCCCCAUGCUGGCCAUCUAUUAUCCUUUCUUAAAGUGGAGGGGAGACCCCUGCUGUCGAGAGCUGCCUACCUUCCACUGGUUCCUGGUGGAGCUGGCCGUUUUCACCCUCGUGGAGGAAAUCUUGUUCUACUACACACAUCGGCUCUUUCACCACCCAAAGUUGUUCAAGAAAAUUCACAAGAAACAUCAUGAAUGGACAGCACCCAUUGGUGUGGUCUCAAUCUAUGCCGACCCUAUAGAACAUGUGGUUUCCAACAUGUUGCCAGUUAUGGUGGGUCCUCUGGUAAUGGGCUCUCAUUUGUCCUCCAUCACUGUGUGGUUUUCUUUGGCUCUCAUCGUUAGCACGCUCACCCACUGUGGCUACCACCUGCCCUUCAUGCCUUCGCCCGAGUUCCAUGACUACCACCAUCUCAAGUUCAACCAGUGCUAUGGGGUCCUGGGGGUGCUGGACCACCUGCAUGGGACUGAUGUCAUGUUUAAGCAGACCAAGGCUUAUGAGAGGCAUGUUGUGCUGCUGGGCUUCACCCCGCUCUCAGAAAGCAUCCCUGAUCCUCCAAAGAAGACAAGGAGUGCACUUGGACCAUCUGGCCUGUUCCCUCAUCAGUAGACAGCCUGGGGCCCAUGCUGCCCUUAACAAUUUGCUUUCCUUGGACACCAUACUCUAAAGCCACGAUAGGACCCGGGCUUCCCUGGAAUCAUUUCUCAUGUCACUUAGGACUUAGUGAAGAACUAUUUAGGCUGGAGGCCUGCCAGGGGAGACAAAUCACUGGGCCAAGAUGAAUUCCCCUAGUCUUCUGCUCCACUCCCCCAUACAACUCCCCUGUGCUCUAGGCUUGCCUGUUGGACUGGCUCCAAAGCCAGGGUACCCUGGGAUAGUCACAGGUCAGACGUGUUGGCGUGCUAGAUGUGGUCCCCGCUUCCCACCAAGAAAGCUUGGUUUACUUUUGCCAUCCAGACACAAGUUCCUUAGAAGGAACAAUGACAAACUACAGCUUUUUAUUAUGACAUGCACCCCAACACCUGUGACUUAAACCUGUGUGUAAAGUGGGCUCAGUCAGGUCCAGGGACUGUUCUUGUUAGGGCAGACCUAAGUCAGUUACUCUCUAACCCACACCAGUCUUCCACCCCAACAAUGAGCCUCAGAAAAUAUAACCAAAGGGCAGGCCAUGCUUUCCAGAUGGUAAAUAGGCUCAGGGAGUACUAUAGCAGGACAGUUUCUCUAAGAAAACACUACCAGGCCCCACCCUGGCAGCACAUGGUUAAGAAUCCUGAGACCUUAAGAACUUGGCAUCUAGGUUGGAUCUGGGAGGCUGCCAACAUUACCAUUUGCUAAAUUUUAGUCAAGGUUAGUCAAGAAAACCCUCCAUUGUAGUUUAUAUAAAAUAACAGCUGAGUACAGUAGUUUGCACUGUAGCCCCAACUGCUUGGGGUUUAGGUCCAGUUCAGAGUGGACAACAGUGCAAGACCUCAAGGUCUGAUCAGACAGCUGGCAAUUAAGCACCUUGCAGCCAGUCCCAGUCUCCCCUGACCGUGGUGACUUGUGCCCUUAGAUUUCAGGUACUAACCUACCCCCAACCCCAUCAUCAUCACUGGUUGGUAGCUAUUCCCUUCUAUAUAUGAACAGGAGAAAUGCUAUCUGCAGUAGUAUCAAGUCAGAAAGUCAUGGCCUGUCCCCAUAAGGAGCUACUACUGGUGAAUGCCUUAAUGUCUCUCCACACAAGCAUAGCAAAAGCAGCAUGUAAUAAAGCCUCCAUUUAACUCUA
Apodemus sylvaticus (European woodmouse) is the source of this 2483-nucleotide messenger RNA. RefSeq names its product fatty acid hydroxylase domain containing 2 (gene Faxdc2). NCBI's taxonomy places the organism in Eukaryota, Metazoa, Chordata, Mammalia, Rodentia, Muridae. Gene Ontology annotation, molecular function: iron ion binding; C-4 methylsterol oxidase activity. Bases 20 to 1327 code for a protein of 435 amino acids. The transcript has 9 exons. The record is from RefSeq and is a predicted model, not a curated record. Gene Ontology annotation, biological process: sterol biosynthetic process.